Fulvia fulva is the source of this 984-nucleotide messenger RNA. RefSeq lists its product as uncharacterized. The coding region runs from base 1 to 984 and encodes 327 amino acids. Gene Ontology annotation, molecular function: hydrolase activity, acting on ester bonds. Gene Ontology annotation, biological process: GPI anchor biosynthetic process. The record is from RefSeq and is a predicted model, not a curated record. The transcript has 4 exons. Gene Ontology annotation, cellular component: endoplasmic reticulum membrane. Lineage: Eukaryota; Fungi; Ascomycota; Dothideomycetes; Mycosphaerellales; Mycosphaerellaceae.
AUGCGCCGACACAACAUACAGAGGCUAUGCCUUCUGCUGCUAGCAUGUGGCAUCGCCAAUGCCAGUCUAGGCGACCACCUACCUGAAUUCAGAGCGUGUGCCAAAGACUGCGAAGAAGCCAACUGUGGUGAAAAUGGACUCAGCAUACCCCUCCAACACCGCCUCCUCCUCUGGACCUGCCCCCAAGAAUGCGACUACGCCUGCCAACACAUCAUAACCGAAACACGCCUCGCGCGCGAUCCACCCUUCCUCUCUCCCAUCGUGCAGUUCCACGGGAAAUGGCCCUUCCACCGCUUCCUCGGCAUGCAAGAACCGGCCUCCGUGUUCUUCUCCCUCCUAAACUUCCUCGCUCACUCCACGGGAAUGUCGAAGAUCCGCGAACAGAUUCCCGCCCGAUACCCGUUGCGGAAGUACUACAUGUUGUUCGGACAUUUUGGGAUGAUGAGUUGGGUGUUCAGCAUGAUAUUCCAUACGAGGGAUUUUAAUAGCACGGAGAAGCUGGAUUAUUUCGCUGCUGGGGCUAGUGUGAUGUACGGGUUGUAUCUUGCUGCCAUCAGGAUCUUCAGGCUGGAUAGGGAAGACGGGAUGGGUGGGAAGAGUGGGACUAUACUACGGUUGUGGACGCUUGUCUGUGCUGGGUGCUAUUUGAUGCAUAUUGGAUACCUUACGUUUGUCAGAUUUGACUAUACCUAUAAUAUGGCAGCGAACGUGGUGGUAGGGCUGAUACAGAAUGUUCUAUGGACAUGGUUCUCGAUCACGAGGUUUAGGAAGGUGGGAAGGCUGUGGGCGGCGUGGCCGGGGCUGAUCGUGUUUUGGAUCAUAUUUGCGAUGAGUUUGGAGCUGUUUGAUUUCCCGCCUUGGUGGGGGAUGGUAGAUGCGCAUGCGCUGUGGCAUUUGGGGACUGUUGGGCCAACGAUUUGGUGGUAUAAUUUCCUUGUCAAAGACGCGCAAGAAGACAUUCAGAGCUCGAGGCUAAAGCAGUAG